Molecule: messenger RNA, 915 nt
Organism: Penicillium digitatum Pd1
Lineage: Eukaryota; Fungi; Ascomycota; Eurotiomycetes; Eurotiales; Aspergillaceae
Product: TFIIIC subunit 6 family protein
Source: RefSeq, a predicted model, not a curated record
AUGGAUACACUACUUGACUUCGAAUCCGAUGGAGAAUAUGACUAUGAAUAUGAAUAUGGUACAGAGACCGAGAGCUUUUAUCUCAACCUGGACCUGACCGCUCACCAUGGCCCAGUGCGCCCCCCACGCCGUCGUCCGAAGGAAGCAGUAUCUCGGGAGGAUACACAGAACCCUGCAGAUUAUACGAGCCAAGGAUUUCCAAGCGAAGCUUAUCCUCCGAUCGAGAGCGCUGAGACAGGCAACCUCCCGAACGAACGAAUCCAAAUUCUCGACCUCCACACGAGCAACCCAAUCAUUUCUUACUACAACCAAAUGUUUAGUUGCUCCUGGGCUGAUCAAAUUGGCACUGAACUAGUUUUUGCCAGUCCAGACGCAGGAACCGAACCCGACCCAGACAAUCACUUCCCUCAACCUCUACACCGUGGACCCUCCUACCAGCUUCUUGCUGCCAACAGUGUGAAAAUCCUCGGUCGGAAGGCACACCUCGCCCCCAGCGCUGGGCCAGGACCAGCCCACGGCUUUACCGAGGGACCCUCAAGCGCCGAACCUGCUCUAGAGUCCGCGUCUUCUCAGGGCCCCGAACCCCUCGGCGCACCCCGUCGUCCCGCUGUCCCGUCCCACCAAGCGCAGUUCCUCCACAGGUUGCAGCAGAUCAAGAACGCCAAGGGAGAGUCUGAUACCGUUCGCACGGUCAUGAGUACACGUCGGAAUGUGAAUAUGGUGGACAGACAGCAAGGCUGGGCUCGUACCGAGGCGCAGCUUGCUGAGAUCGAGCGGCUGAAUGAACGUGCUUUGAAAGGAGACUUGGAGGCCAAGGCAACUCUUGAGCUACUGAUUCAAGAGCUCAAUCCUGAUGAGACAGAGUCUGAGUCUGAUUCGGAGUUAACAUCUGACAGCGAUGAUCUAACGUCAUGA